Messenger RNA from Letharia columbiana, 5136 nucleotides. RefSeq lists its product as uncharacterized. The record is from RefSeq and is a predicted model, not a curated record. Gene Ontology annotation, biological process: DNA-templated transcription. The coding region runs from base 1 to 5136 and encodes 1711 amino acids. Lineage: Eukaryota; Fungi; Ascomycota; Lecanoromycetes; Lecanorales; Parmeliaceae. Gene Ontology annotation, cellular component: RNA polymerase I complex. Gene Ontology annotation, molecular function: DNA binding; DNA-directed RNA polymerase activity. The transcript is spliced from 2 exons.
AUGAAUAUCUCACAGCCGAUUGCUUCCUGCAUUGGAAGCGUAGACUUCGGCUUCCUCUCCUCCGAGGACAUCAGAGCCCUUUCUGUAAAGAAAGUCCAAAACCCUACGACAUUCGAUACCCUACUGCACCCCGUACCUGGAGGAUUAUAUGAUGCUGCCUUAGGCGCAUGGAGUGACAAUCCGUGCUCCACAUGCCACUUGAAUACCUAUUCUUGCCCCGGCCAUGUCGGUCAUAUCGAAUUACCCGCCCCGGUAUAUCAUGUCACUUUCAUGGAUCAGGUGUUGCGCUUAAUGAGAGCGCGAUGUGUUUACUGCGGACACCUAAAGCUACCUCGGACAGAGGUUGAUCGAUUUACAUGCAAGCUGAGGCUCAUAGAGCAUGGCUUGGUACAGGAAGUCGAAGAGCUGGAAAACAUUCACCUCAGAUCAACAGCAUCGAAGAUCAGAGGAAUGGAGGCAGACGGGGACAGUCAAGACUCCGAGGAAGAGGACGAGGAGACCCUCAAGCAGCGGAGGAACGAGUUUGUCACACGCGCAAUCAAGAAGAAAGGUGGCAGUAAAAGCAGAGUCGCGGCUGCGUCAGAAAAAAUUGAGGCUGUUGCUGAAGUCCGGCGAGCUAUAAUCAAGGAAUUCCUUGCCGCUAUCACAAAACCAAAGACAUGCGGGAAUUGUAAAGGUGUAUCGCCUGGCUGGCGCAAAGACAGAUACAGCAAGAUCUUCCGGAAGCCUCUGGCUAAGAGAGACAAAGCAAAGAUGGCGCAGGGUGGGUUCAAGGUAGUCAAUCCGCUCAUCAGGGCUGCAAAGGAGCGUAAAGAAGCACGAAAACAAAAACGCGAGGAGAGAGAUAUUGAUGAAGGGAUCGUCAUAGACUCCGACGAGAUUACUUCAGAAGAAGAGGGCGAGGACAUCGAUAUGCUGGAAGUUGAGACAGAGACAGCGCCUACUGCAGUUCUGGAGGAGUCCGCAGCCUUGAAACCGAGCAAGAUCAAAGUGAAGGACGUUGGAUCCGAUCAGUAUGUUAGCGCUAUGGAGAUACAAGCUUCUGUCUCGGAGCUCUUCCAUAAGGAAAGGGAACUCAUGGAGCUUGUGUACAACCAUAAAGCGGCAAAAAGUACUGAUCCGAUCUCUGCGGAUAUGUUCUUUAUAAAAACCGUCCUCGUGCCACCGAACAAAUACCGGCCCGAGGCGAAGACAGGCGAUGGCGAGAUUGCUGAAGCUCAGGAGAAUCAGCUGUAUAAAAACAUUCUUACAUCCUGCGAGCUCCUAAGUCAGAUCAGCAAGGAGAUAGAUGAUCUUUCUGCGCGAGACCCUAGGUACAAAGAACGUGACAUGGUAGACCUUCAGAACGCAUGGGUGCGGGUGCAGGAAGCUGUCAAUUCCCUGAUUGAUAGUGAUCGAAAUCCCAUUCAAGGUGCUGCUGCAAAGCAGAAUGCCGAUGGUAUCAAACAGAAGCUCGAGAAGAAGGAAGGUUUAUUCAGGAAGAACAUGAUGGGGAAGAGAGUCAAUUUCGCUGCCAGAAGUGUCAUCUCUCCAGACCCUAAUAUCGAAACCAACGAGAUCGGAGUCCCUCCUGUGUUCGCGAAGAAGUUGACUUAUCCGGAACCAGUAACGAAUCACAAUUUUUAUGAGCUCAAAGAGGCCGUCCUCAACGGCGUUGACAAGUGGCCGGGUGCUGCUGCUAUUGAGAACGAAAACGGUCAGGUCAUCAAUCUUCGGACCAAGAACUUCGAAGAACGGCAAGCUUUGGCAAAUCAGCUCCUGGCUCCGUCAAAUGCAAGUGUCACUGGCGCAAGAAACAAGAAAGUCCACAGGCAUCUGAACAAUGGAGAUAUCGUCUUGAUGAAUCGGCAACCUACCCUGCACAAACCUUCCAUCAUGGCUCAUCGUGCUCGUGUUCUACCGGGGGAGAAGACUAUCCGCAUGCAUUACGCUAAUUGCAACACCUAUAAUGCUGAUUUCGAUGGUGAUGAGAUGAACAUGCAUUUUCCGCAGAACGAAAUUGCAAGAGCAGAAGCCCUACAGAUAGCGGACACAGAUCAUCAAUACCUCGCUGCAACGGCAGGCAAACCGCUAAGAGGUCUUAUCCAGGAUCACAUCUCCAUGGGCCUAUGGCUGACCAAUCGAGACACUUUCUUUGAUCGUGAAGACUACUAUCAACUUCUUUACGGCUGUUUGAGACCAGAGGAUAGCCAAAUGGCGUCAGACAGAAUCCAAACCGUCUCUCCAGCAAUUGUGAAGCCCCGAGCUCUGUGGACGGGAAAGCAGAUCAUCACCACCGUCUUGAAGAACGUUACGCCCAUCACUCAUCCUGGUUUAACACUUCUCGGAAAGUCAAAAACUGAGGAGGACCGAUGGGGAGAAGGGUCGGAAGAGGACAAAGUUAUUAUCAAGAGCGGAGAACUGUUGUGCGGCAUUUUAGAUAAGGCUCAUCUUGGGCCCACUGGAGGGGGUUUCAUUCACGCAGUAUACGAAGCGUACGGACACACGAUCGCUGGAAAGCUCCUCAGCAUUCUCGGAAGGCUUCUGACCCGGUUACUGAAUAUGCGAGCAUUCUCGUGCGGCAUAGAGGAUCUGUUGCUGACCGAAAACGGCGAGAAGACACGUCGCAAGCAGCUGCAAGCGGCGAACACGAUCGGCCUGGAAGUUGCUGCCAAAUACGUGACUCUCGACGGAAGCACAAAAGCCAAUGACAAUGAGCUAAGACUCCGUCUUGAGGAUGUGAUGCGUGAUGAGGAGAAGCAGACAGGUCUAGAUCAAGUCUGUAACUCACAGACUGCGAAGUUGUCCAGUGCCAUCACAGCGGCUUGUUUGCCAAGUGGACUGCAGAAACCAUUUCCUCGAAACCAAAUGCAAGCGAUGACAGUAUCGGGGGCAAAAGGUACUUCGGUCAAUGCAAAUCUCAUUUCUUGCAAUCUGGGGCAGCAGGUACUGGAAGGCAAAAGGGUUCCCGUCAUGGUUAGUGGUAAAACCUUGCCAUCCUUCAAGCCCUUCGAGACAAAUGUGCGAGCAGGUGGGUACAUCACCGACCGUUUCCUCACAGGGGUCAAACCGCAGGAGUACUUCUUCCAUGCUAUGGCUGGCCGCGAAGGAUUGAUCGACACUGCUGUUAAAACCUCAAGGUCAGGCUACCUCCAGCGCUGUCUGAUCAAAGGAAUGGAAGGCCUCAAGUCGGAAUAUGAUAGCUCAGUCAGGGAUUCUGACGGCAGCAUGAUUCAAUUUUUGUACGGAGAAGAUGGACUCGAUGUAACCAAGCAGAACCACCUCACAGACUUUAAGUUUCUAGCUGAGAAUUACCUCUCGCUCGUCGCGCAGCUCAACAUAAAAGAAGAAUAUGCUAAGCUUCCGGACAAGGGAGCAGCCGAGUAUCACAAGACUGCCAUGAAGAAGGUCAAGAAAAGCGGCAGAAUCAAUGUUGUGGACCCUUGUCUUGCGCUCUUCGACCCGGGAAGCUCUCUCGGUAGUACAUCAGAGAGCUUUGCAACGGCUUUGAAGAAGUAUUGCGACGCGAAUCCAGAGAAUCUGCUCAAAGACAAGAAGAAAGCUCCCGAAGCACCAAUAUCGAAGAAGACAUUUGCUGCAUUAGUCGAUAUCAAGUACCUGAAGUCCGUCAUCGAGCCUGGUGAAGCAGUGGGCGUUGUUGCUGGACAAUCAAUUGGCGAACCUUCGACCCAAAUGACGCUCAACACUUUUCAUUUGGCUGGACAUUCUGCGAAGAACGUUACAUUAGGUAUUCCACGGCUCCGCGAAAUUGUCAUGACUGCCAGCAGAUCGAUCUCUACACCGCGUAUGACUCUGCAUUUGAUCCCAGAAAUUGAUGAAGAUGCUGGUCACAGAUUUGCGAAAGGGAUCUCGAAGCUUACGAUGGCAGAAGUCAUCGACGAAGUCAGCGUCAACGAGUCUAUUGGAGAAGGUAUAGGGUUUGCAAGGGCGAAGAUCUACAAUGUCCGACUCGAUUUCUUUCCCGCCAAAGAGUAUUGCGAAACCUAUGCCAUCUCCCCCGUCGAUGUUUUGCGCACGAUCGAGAUCAAAUUCAUACCCCUGCUGUCCAAGCUGAUUAAGAAGGAGCUCACCCGGAAAGGCGAUGCCAAGCUGCUCAAGCACAGCGCUGCUCAACCCGAAGUUGGCAAGUCCUCAGGCGUCGUGGAGGAGGCUCCCGCAAGAGCAGAAGCAGACCUUGAGGGUGGUGAGGAUGAUGAAGAUGACGACGGGGAUGAUGAUGCAACCAACAACAAGCAGAAGCAAAAUCGCACCGAGGCCAUCUCUUAUGAGGCGCCAGAUGAAGGCGAAGAAGCAAUCGGAAGAGAAGCACAACGAAGAGCAACACCAGAAAUGCCAGACGAGAUGGAGGACGAAGGCUUUGUUGGAAGCCCGCGCGAAUCGCAAGCUGAAGUCAGGAGCCAGGCAGAUGAAGAUGACAGCGAAGACGAAGGGAAGAGAAGGGACAUGGCUAAAGCACGACUGUCAAGGAUCCAGGAGAAGAGCUCGGACGUGACGCAGUUCAGCUUCGAUGAUCACGCAGCCCAGUGGUGCGAAAUUCAAUUCGAAUAUGAUGUCUCAACCGCUAAAUUGCUCCUCCUCCCUUUGGUCGAAAACGCCUGCCAUAACGCUGUCAUCCAAGCCAUUCCCGGUCUGGGAACCUGCACCUACACACAUGACGAGGGCAGAGACCCGGCGACGGGCGAGAAAAUCAAGGUCCCCAUCGUCAUAACCGAUGGCGUCAACCUUCCCGCCAUGCACGAAUACCAAUCCAUCCUCGACCCGCACCGCAUUUUCACCAACGACAUCGCGGCCAUGCUCGACCAUUAUGGCGUCGAAGCCUGCCGUGCAACCAUCAUCCGGGAAAUGGACGGCAUUUUCAAAGGCCACGGUAUCAGCGUCGACAUGCGGCAUUUGAACCUGAUCGCAGAUGUCAUGACAAGGGGUGGCGGUUUUACGCCGUUUAAUCGCACGGGAUUGAAGAGUAGUGUUAGUCCAUUCAUGAAGAUGAGCUUCGAGACUACUUUGGGGUUUUUGAAGGAUGCCGUGCUCGAGAAUGAUUGGGAUGAUCUGAAGAAUCCGAGUGCGAGGAUUGUGAUGGGGAAGGUGGGAAGGGUGGGGACGGGGGCAUUUGAUGUGUUGAUGCCUGUCGAGCAGUAA